Molecule: messenger RNA, 1455 nt
Organism: Colletotrichum truncatum
Lineage: Eukaryota; Fungi; Ascomycota; Sordariomycetes; Glomerellales; Glomerellaceae
Source: RefSeq, a predicted model, not a curated record
AUGUUAUUUAAUUGCCGAGCUCGCCAACCUCCCCCUGAGCCGCCGCUACCGCAGUGUCUGUAUACCGGAUGCACCCGCCGGGCAGUCAAGUGCGCUCAAAAGACCAAACAUAGCAAGGCCCUGCUCUCAUUGUAUUGCAAAGACCAUGCCUGUCGCCAGCGUCUGGACGGAAUGAUGUGUCCAACCCCGAAAGCCACAGGCACAGUGAAGUACUGCGAAGACCACCGUCGGUGCCAGUCUGAAGGCUGCUCCAACACCCGUAUCUGCGCCAACACAAGCCAGGACUGGCCAUACUGCCCGAAGCUGCUCAUUCUGCAAACAGACACAUGUGCCCUUCAAGGCUGCCACCAGAAGCGCUCGCCCAUCUCUCAAAUGUGCGGCUUGCACACACCGAUGUGUCUCAUCCCCGGGUGUGACCAGCCACGCACGGAAAAUGGCCUGUACUGUCCCAGCCACAGUUGCGCCGACGACAACUGCAACAGCGUUAUCAGCGGCGGGAGCUGGUGUAAGGAUCACAGGGUUUGCAAGACGGAAGGAUGUAAGCAUACGAGGGCUGUCACAGCGGAUGGGGGGUUAGAACAGGUCUGCUGGCAGCAUCUCCCUUCAGCCUGCACGGCUCCUGGGUGUGUCAGUGUUGUCAUCGGCGGUGUCAAGUUCUGUGACCAGCAUAAGUGCAUUUACCCGCCCUGCCACGAGGCCAAGGACAACUCGCAGGAUAUCUCGCGUCUUUACUGCGUGAAGCACACAUGCCACGACGCCACCUGUCCCCAACUAAUAUGCGACCCGUCCAACCCUUCCCUCAACCGCUAUUGUAUCAUACACACCUGCACAGCGCCAUCUUGUUCGCACCCAUCGAAACCAGCGAGCCGCCAUUGCGCCCUGCACACCUGUCUGUACCCUUCUUGCUCAGCCCCUCGAACCGCAGACCCCCUUGCAGUCCCCGAGGCCCAGUUCUGCGCGGCUCACGAGUGCCGAAGCCCGGGAUGCCACGGCGCGGCCGGGACUGACGGAGUCUUCUGUGAUGCGACGCACGCGUGCUCACUCACAGGAUACCUCGUGCCUCUGGACGGCAGCGAAGGCAAAUGUAAGCCUCUCUGCGCGACGCAUCCUGCGACGGUGACUGGAUAUAUCCCGUACCCCUCCGACCGGCGGCGAUCGUUCCCGGCGCGGCCUGCGUCUGUCGCUGCUACCGUCGGCAUCGGCCCGAAGCAGCAACAGAUUUAUGUCGGUCCUGUCGAGGAAGCACUUGAACUGAGGCUGCGUGAGGAGCAAGAGAGGCAGAUUAACGAGGCGCGGCUGGAUGGGAGUGUACGUGCCUGGGAGGCCGCCAGAGCUGGUGGCGUCAGUACUGAUGUGAGAGGUCGACGGGGACGGGGAGAUAGAUUGAGUUGUGAUAGCGGGUAUGUCGGUAGCGCGAGUGUAUCAGAGGAUAGCAACAUUACUUUUGUAAGUUGA